GGUGGCUCAGGUUUCUUGGGGCGGCGGCGGCGGCGGCGGCUCGCGCUGGCACCAUGAGCCCGCUGUAACGCGCAGGCAGCGCGGCGCUGGGGGAGGGGGGAGGAGGAGGACGCGGCCGUGAAGUUCUCCGCCAUGAACCUGAGGGGCCUCUUCCAGGACUUCAACCCGAGUAAAUUCCUCAUCUAUGCCUGUCUGCUGCUGUUCUCUGUGCUGCUGGCCCUUCGUCUGGAUGGCAUCAUUCAGUGGAGUUACUGGGCUGUCUUUGCUCCAAUAUGGCUGUGGAAGUUAAUGGUCAUUGUUGGAGCCUCAGUUGGAACUGGAGUCUGGGCACGAAAUCCCCAAUAUCGAGCAGAAGGAGAAACGUGUGUGGAGUUUAAAGCCAUGUUAAUUGCCGUGGGCAUCCAUUUGCUCCUGCUGAUGUUUGAAGUGCUAGUCUGUGACAGGAUCGAAAGAGGAAGCCAUUUCUGGCUUCUCGUCUUCAUGCCGCUAUUCUUUGUUUCCCCGGUGUCUGUUGCAGCUUGUGUUUGGGGCUUUCGACAUGACAGGUCACUGGAGUUAGAAAUCCUGUGUUCUGUCAACAUUCUCCAGUUUAUAUUCAUUGCCUUAAGACUGGACAAGAUCAUCCACUGGCCCUGGCUUGUCGUGUGUGUCCCCCUAUGGAUUCUCAUGUCCUUUCUGUGCCUGGUGGUCCUCUAUUACAUUGUGUGGUCCGUCUUGUUCCUGCGCUCCAUGGACGUGAUUGCAGAACAGCGAAGGACACACAUAACAAUGGCACUGAGCUGGAUGACCAUUGUCGUGCCUCUCCUUACUUUUGAGAUCCUGCUCGUUCACAAACUGGAUGGCCACAACGCAUUCUCUUGUAUUCCAAUAUUUGUCCCCCUUUGGCUUUCCUUGAUCACUCUGAUGGCAACCACAUUCGGACAGAAGGGAGGGAACCACUGGUGGUUUGGUAUUCGCAAGGAUUUCUGUCAAUUUCUGCUUGAAAUAUUCCCAUUUUUGAGAGAAUACGGAAACAUUUCCUACGACCUCCAUCAUGAAGAUAACGAGGAAACUGAAGAAACCCCAGUUCCAGAACCUCCAAAAAUCGCUCCUAUGUUUCGAAAGAAGGCCAGGGUAGUUAUCACGCAGAGCCCUGGAAAGUAUGUCCUCCCACCUCCUAAAUUAAAUAUUGAAAUGCCAGAUUAGACACCAUUUCCUGGGACAGAACGUAAGUGGACUGG
Molecule: messenger RNA, 1220 nt
Organism: Ceratotherium simum simum (southern white rhinoceros)
Lineage: Eukaryota; Metazoa; Chordata; Mammalia; Perissodactyla; Rhinocerotidae
Gene: TMEM185A
Product: transmembrane protein 185A
Cellular component (GO): dendrite
Source: RefSeq, a predicted model, not a curated record